UUGUGCAACACAUUGUUGAGGAACAUAACCACUCAAUGGUUGAGCCCAAGUAUAAGCAGUUUAUGAAAGUAAAUAGGAAUCUGGAUUUUGUGCAUCUUAAGUUUGCUGAGGACUAUGUUAAAGCUAAUAUUGGUCCUACAAUGACCUUUAAUCUCCUGAAAGAGGUUAUGGGGGGUUACGACGCUGUUGGCUGCACGGUAACUGACAUAAGAAAUAUUUCUCGUGAUAUGAAGUCAAGCAUGGAAGGAUAUGACGUUGAGAUUAUUUUAACUCAGAUGCGUACAAAAAAGGAGCUUUGUGAUGGUUUUUAUUACGCUUAUGAGCUAGACGCUGAUGAUAAGCUGACACGGCUGUUCUGGUCUGAUGCCGUGUCUAGAAGAAACUAUCAUAUGUUCGGUGAUGUUGUGUCUUUUGACACUACUUAUUCAACUAAUAGGUACUGUAUGAUUUUUACACCCUUUACUGCAUGUAUGGGUGCACAUCCUAGGCUAAUAAUUACAGACCAGGACCCAGCAAUGAAACCCGCAAUUGAAAAUGUUUUGAGGGGAACUCGUCAUCGUUGGUAUUUAUUAGAGCCUGAGGAAUUUGAAGAGUCGUGGAAUUCUGUUAUGGAACGAUAUGGUUUAGAGGAGGAAGGGUGGUUCAAGACCAUGUAUGGUCAUAGGCAGUUUUGGGUCCCCGCUUAUUUUAGAGAUCUACCGAUGGGUUGUUUGUUGAAGACAACUUCUAUAUCUGAAUCAGAGAAUAGUUUCUUCAAACGUUUUUCCAGGCCUCACUUUAAUCUGGUGGAAUUUAUGUUGCAGUAUGGUAAUGCGUUGGAUGCACAACGUAUCCAAACAACCAGGCUUGACUAUAUUGAUUCUACUAAUGUUCCAAGUCCCCUCACAGAGUUACCAUUUGAGAUGCAUGCUGCCACGAUCUACACGGAUAGUAUUUUUAAAAAGGUACAUGUAGAAAUUGUUGAAGCAUCUAAAAAUUGCAUGAUGACCCACAUGUCUGUUGAAACAAACAUUCGCGUUUAUAAAGUAACUGACCGGGGCCAUAGGACUUGGACUGUUACGAACAAUGCUGAGGAUGAUUUGUACGAGUGUCAAUGCAAGCUCUACCAGAGGUGUGGGAUUCUUUGUCGUCACAUAUUUUUUGUUUUCAAGAACAAUGAUGUGCAGUUGAUACCUGAAAUUUAUAUUGGAAAGAGGUGGCUGAAGAAACCUCUUUUAAUAUCUGUGCAUAGUUCUUCUACCUCAACUUUUCAGGAUCAGACAGAUUCCGUUUACGAUGAUAAGCAUAAUGCCACCAACAAACUGCACACAUCAUAUUACAGAUUAGUACAGAGAGUUGAGGGUAGCAUUGCUGAUAUUAAUGCAGUUAUAGCUGCGAUUGAGGAUGUUGAAAAUCAGCUUUUUGGUGAUGGUUCUUAUGUGAUGUCCGUGUUGGAGAAAAAGAAGAGGUUUGAGGAAUUGUAUGGUGUUGUGAGGCCUGAUAUUAUACAUGCUCAUCCGCCAAAUGUGGUGAAGUGUAAAGGAUCUGGAUCGAGGUUGCCUUCUAAGAUGGAGGCGGCGAAGAAGGCAGCAGCUAAACCUCCUAGACGAUGUGAGAAAUGCCAUAAAAUGGUUAAUCAUAAUUCAAGGAACUGCGGCAAAGAGAAGAGUAAAAAAUAAAAAUAAAUUAGUUGUUCCUAUUACUGUGGUUUCGGUUUAUUAGCAUUCUUGAUUCCGUGUUUGUAUGGAAGAAUAAUAAUCUCAAACAUAUGUUCUGAACGUUAUCUCAUUUUAUUUUCCA
Molecule: messenger RNA, 1779 nt
Organism: Salvia hispanica
Lineage: Eukaryota; Viridiplantae; Streptophyta; Magnoliopsida; Lamiales; Lamiaceae
Source: RefSeq, a predicted model, not a curated record